AUGGAGAUACACUUUGAUCUUUACUUCGAGAACCCCAUGUGCUUAAUUUGCUUAAUGUCAAACCUUGAUUCCUUUGAACACCAUAUUACUCGUAGUCAAAAUCUGACAGUGGCAUCUGGCUUGGUAUUCUUUGUGGGGCACUUGCAACACGUGACAUUGAAAAUUGUAUUCGAAAAUGAUGACAUCUCCAACAUGAAACGUCUUGGAAGCAGCCCGGGCCUUGUAAUCAAUAUUCCCAAUGAUGGUUCAACCAGCGGAGUCCCCAACCUUGUGUGUGUAGAAAAUAAGCGGAAUAGGUUGAGGUCCGGCGGGAUAUUGGGGAAGAGGCUAAUCUCCUUCCUGAAGAGAACUCCAUCAAGCAGCAACAGCAGCAGCUCGGUGAAGUCGGAACCGAAGACCAAAUCAUGGGGUCGCAAGGCGGUUUCCGGCGCCUUCAUUUGCCUCACCGGCGGUGUUGCUUUGAGUGCCCUUGAUGACCUUAUCAUUUAUCAUGGCUGUAGCAGCAAGACCAUGGAGAGAGCUAGUAAAAACCAGGCAAUUAUAGAUGCCAUUGGGGAGCCUAUUGUAAGAGGUCCUUGGUACAAUGCAUCACUUGCAGUUGCUCACAAGAGACAUUCUGUAUCUUGCUCAUUCCCCGUUUCUGGACCCCAAGGUUCUGGAAUCUUUCAGUUGAAGGCGGUUCGUAAUGGAGAUGACAGCUGGUUUUCAUUUUUACGGUCACGUGACUGGGAAAUCCUUAUUAUGGAAGCUCUCCUCCAUGUUCCCUCAAAUGAAGAGAAGCAGCAAACAUUCCGGAUUAGUGUUUCAGACUUCCCUCCUCCAGUUUGCAAGCCAUGUACUGAUUGCAGCUCUCCAGAAUCAGCAGUCACCAGCAGAGAAGAAAUGAAAAGUUGAACUAGUUAUAUGAGAAUGUUACUCAUU
This is a messenger RNA of Camellia sinensis, 921 nucleotides long. Lineage: Eukaryota; Viridiplantae; Streptophyta; Magnoliopsida; Ericales; Theaceae. The record is from RefSeq and is a predicted model, not a curated record.